AUGGGAAUUGCAAUACUUUUUGGCAAACGGCAUACAGUUGAUGUGGUCAAGUCUGUCAAGGACCCUGAAGGUAGAUUUUCUAUAUUACAGAUUUAUGGAGGGAAAAACCUGAAACUCAUUGGUGUUAUUAUACAACGCGCUAUACUCAUCCUCUUUCUUGCUUGCUUCCCAUGUUGGGCAUUAUUUGUUAACACCAAAAGCAUUUUGCUUCUUCUUGGACAAGAUCCCAAAGUGGCAAGCAUGGCAGAGAGGUGUGUGAUGGUGCAAAUUCCAGCUCUUCCAGUACUAUUUUAUUGCCAACUUCAACAACGGUAUUUGCAAAACCAGGGUAUUAUUUGGCCUCAGACCAUAAUAUGUUUUAUUGGAAAUAUUCUUCUUAUCAUCUUGUGCUAUGUUUUAAUGUUCAUAGUAAAAACUGGAGUGAUAGGAGCUUCAGUGGCUAUAACUAUCACCUACACAUCUGAGUGCAUCUUACUAUUCCUCUUCAUCCAUCUGAAAAAGUUACAUGUGGACACAUGGCCAGGCUGGUCUUUAGUUUGUUUGACGGACUGGAAUUCUUUCCUGUCUCUGGGAAUUCCCAGCAUGCUGAUGCAGUAUACUGAAUGGUGGAUAUACGAUAUAGCAAUCUUUUUAGCAGGUCAUAUUAACUUAGUGGAACUUGGAGCACAAGCAAUAUUGUUGGAACUUGGCAUCUUUCUCCAUGCAAUCAACUAUUCAGUUGCUAUGGCAUGUAGCAUUAAAUUGGGUCACUAUUUAGGUGCUGGAGAGACGGAUAAAGCUAAGAAGGUAGCAAAACUCAGUUUUCUUGUAACAGCUUUCACCACAUUGUUUCUAAUCACCAUUUUGCUUGGUCUUAGGACUCCAAUUUUCUCACUUCUUACCAAUGACAAAGAAAUACUAUCUCUGGUCAUCAAAGCAACACCCAUUAUUGCAAUAUUCUUUGUUGCUGAUGCAAUGUGUGCUCUUUUUGGGGGAAUUAUCAGAGGAACUGGUAAACAAACAGUUGGAGCUAUAGUAUAUGCUCUUGGGUUUCUCCUGAUCAACUUUUCUAUUUCUAUUCCUUUGAUGUUUGUUGUGAAGAUUGGCACAAGAGCUGAUUCUCACACUCGCAAAUGGGUUUUGGGCACUCGAAAAAGUCUUAUUAACACUAUGGAGCCGAAAACUGCUUCACAGCCGCUAAGUGUCUUUCUAAGAGACCCUUAA
Bombina bombina (fire-bellied toad) is the source of this 1203-nucleotide messenger RNA. Its product is annotated as multidrug and toxin extrusion protein 1-like. Bases 1 to 1203 code for a protein of 400 amino acids. Gene Ontology annotation, biological process: xenobiotic detoxification by transmembrane export across the plasma membrane. Gene Ontology annotation, molecular function: xenobiotic transmembrane transporter activity; antiporter activity. The record is from RefSeq and is a predicted model, not a curated record. The transcript has 13 exons. Lineage: Eukaryota; Metazoa; Chordata; Amphibia; Anura; Bombinatoridae. Gene Ontology annotation, cellular component: membrane.